This is a messenger RNA of Aspergillus campestris IBT 28561, 826 nucleotides long. RefSeq lists its product as uncharacterized. NCBI's taxonomy places the organism in Eukaryota, Fungi, Ascomycota, Eurotiomycetes, Eurotiales, Aspergillaceae. The record is from RefSeq and is a predicted model, not a curated record. The coding region runs from base 274 to 735 and encodes 153 amino acids. The transcript has 3 exons.
UCUUUCUGUCCAGCUACCUUCUCACUAGAUGAUAAAGAGUUUUUAUUGAAGUAUUCUCAGUUGAUCGAGCUAAUCAGGAGGGGGAACAUCCACCCCGCUCGCAAUUGGAGUAUGGAUAUGUUGGAUAUGUUGGAUAUAGUUUAGCUGACUAGACCAAAAUGAGACAGACUAAGAAUGUCCCUCGUAGCCUGACGUCAGCUUGUCUACACCGUAUCACUUCCGUUUGUGCAUUCUCUUUGUUGUCCUCUGGUUCAUACCAGAUCACCCUUCACAAUGGCCACAUAUCGCGAAGCUUGGAGUCUCUUCCAAGAUGAUGUUGUGCUUCCUUCCAGUAGUACCGCUAAUUUGUCCAGCGGGACAGAGCUGCCAGGUCAGAGCGCAGCAUCGAGGACAGUGUCGAAAACAGAACUCGUCUCGGAGCUUCGGCGUCUUCGACAAGACUUGCAAGAUCUACAGUCUACCAGUCAUCCCAACCAAGAUCCCCACACCACGUUUUCCUCCACCCAACCAGACAAUUCUCUUCCCCGAGAACCAGGGACCGAGAAAUUGGAACCAUAUCGCUGUUGGGAAUCCUGUUGCAACGGCCGAGUAUUCUCCACUCGAAGUAACUUGAUUCGACAUCAAAGAGAGCGAAAGGGGGAAUCGGCCAAGCUGCGAUGUUCCUUUUGUGGUGCGGUUUUCUUGCGCAGCUCGGCUCGGAAUGCGCAUGAGUCUGCCAGGCGAUGUCGUCGGUGAUGGAAAAGAACACCAUCACUAGACUUUGUCUUUUUAAAUUGGUAUCUGAAUUAGAAGAAAUUUUCUAAACUAUUAGUUAGUAAUGGUAGCC